Messenger RNA from Daucus carota subsp. sativus, 991 nucleotides. Its product is annotated as large ribosomal subunit protein eL19x. Gene Ontology annotation, cellular component: cytosolic large ribosomal subunit; ribosome. Lineage: Eukaryota; Viridiplantae; Streptophyta; Magnoliopsida; Apiales; Apiaceae. The transcript is spliced from 5 exons. The record is from RefSeq and is a predicted model, not a curated record. Gene Ontology annotation, molecular function: RNA binding; structural constituent of ribosome. Bases 175 to 807 code for a protein of 210 amino acids. Gene Ontology annotation, biological process: translation.
ACCCCUACCUGUAAUAGCCUCGCAUUCGGGCUCGAGGACGUUACAAGAAACUAAAGCCCAAAACGAGAUACUAAACCCUAGGCCCAGAGAACAAUAAGAGGCGAAAUAUAAAAGUGAAACCCUAGCCUCUCGUUCAUCUUGUUCAGUUUGUGAGCGCAGCUGCGGAGAAAAAAGAUGGUGUCGCUCAAGUUGCAGAAGCGUCUGGCCUCCAGCGUCCUCAAGUGCGGAAAGGGAAAGGUGUGGCUUGAUCCAAAUGAAAGCAAUGAGAUCUCCAUGGCCAAUUCUCGUCAGAACAUCCGCAAGCUAGUGAAGGAUGGGUUUAUCAUUAGGAAGCCAACCAAGAUUCACUCCCGUUCCCGUGCACGCAGGAUGAAGGAAGCAAAGAGGAAGGGUCGUCAUGCUGGAUAUGGUAAGCGAAGGGGAACCAGGGAGGCUAGGUUGCCCACAAAAGUUCUAUGGAUGCGCAGGAUGAGAGUGCUCAGGCGCCUUCUCCGCAAAUACCGUGAAGCAAAGAAGAUUGAUAAGCACAUGUACCAUGAUAUGUACAUGAAAGUGAAAGGUAAUGUCUACAAGAAUAAGAGAGUACUCAUGGAGAGUAUCCACAAAUCCAAGGCUGAAAAGGCUCGUGAGAAGACCCUCUCUGACCAGUUUGAGGCUAAGAGAGCAAAGAAUAAGGCAAGCAGGGAAAGGAAACAUGCUAGGAGGGAGGAACGUCUUGCUCAGGGACCUGGAGAGAAAGCACCACAAGAGCCUGCCGCAGCAGCUGCUCCAGCUCAAUCUCAGCCAUCGAAGAAAUCAAAGAAGUGAGGAACUUCCUGUUGCUGCUUGAAGGGGAAUUCUGUAUCAGUACUUGUUUAGCACUAGUGUUUUUGACCAGCAUGGUUCUAUGCUUUUGUUUACUGUUUAAAAUGUUUGUUAUUAAGAGAUGGAAUCUGAAUUAUAAUCUUAAUACUCUGUUUGAGACUCUUUCUAUAGAUUGUUUUAUCUGCUA